Cyprinus carpio (common carp) is the source of this 2255-nucleotide messenger RNA. RefSeq names its product cornichon family member 4 (gene cnih4). Gene Ontology annotation, cellular component: COPII-coated ER to Golgi transport vesicle; endoplasmic reticulum membrane. Gene Ontology annotation, biological process: endoplasmic reticulum to Golgi vesicle-mediated transport. The record is from RefSeq and is a predicted model, not a curated record. Lineage: Eukaryota; Metazoa; Chordata; Actinopteri; Cypriniformes; Cyprinidae.
CCGCCGAUCGGUGGCGCUCGAGCGACUCGACGCUUCAGCAGCGACAGAGAAGAAUCACCCGGAAGCCGCAGGGAAAGCGGAAGUGCAGAGAUGGAGGCGGCCGUGUUCAUUUUAUCCCUCGUCGACUGCUGCGCUUUAAUAUUCCUCUCCGUGUAUUUCAUCAUCACUCUGUCUGAUCUGGAGUGUGACUACAUCAACGCUCGAUCCUGCUGCUCCAAGUUAAACAAAUGGGUCAUUCCUGAGAUGAUCGCUCAGGCUCUGGCCACGGUCCUGAUGCUGGUCUCCAUGCACUGGUUUGUGUUCCUGCUCAACCUCCCCGUGGCAUCCUGGGACGUGUACAGGUACGUGAAGGUUCCCAUGGGGAACAUGGGAGUGUACGAUCCCACAGAGAUCCACAACAGAGGCCAGCUCAAGUCCCACAUGAAGGAAGCCAUGAUCAAGCUGGGCUUCCACCUGCUCUGCUUCUUCAUCUACCUGUACAGCAUGAUCCUGGCUCUCAUCAACGACUGACCCACAACACAAACUGCCAAAUCAUGAACUGGCCUUUACAUUUUGUGAUUAAACUCCAUGCAUCCCAAUCAGAAGAUCAGCUCCAGCUUUCCUCAACACAUUCUCACAGACGACCCUCAGAAAUGGCUCUCCGGAGGACCACAAACCCCUGAUGAAGCGAGCGCCGCCGCAUGCGCUCUCCUCCCGUCACGUGUCUGUACUUCACUUUGGUUUCUCUGUAUCUUGCACUGCUUCUCAGGGCUGAAGCAUCAAGACAGUCGCACUGAAUCACUCAACGUCUACGCUUGACGAGAAUCUACACACAAAACACACGUCCAGGAAUUCUGUUUCCGCCACAGGAUUAUAAAAGAAAAAUAAUUACAGUUCUCUCAAUUCUCACCUUUUUGCUUACAAUUCUUAGUUUAUAUCUCACAAUUCAGACUUUGUUUCUUGCAAUUCCGAAUUGAAUAAACUCGCAAUUCUGAGAAAAAAGUUACAAUUAUGAGAUAUAAACACGAAAUUACAAUAUAUAUAUUUAGACUUUGUGUUAUUCUUAGAAUUGCAUGAAAAAUCUGAAUUAUAAUUUUAUAAUCCAGAAUUGAAACUCAGAUCUCAAGAAAAAAGUAAUUACAAUUUUCAUUUUUUUUUGUAUCCUGUGGCAGAAACAAGUUUCCAUAGAUUCACCCUUAAUGGUUUGAAAUAUAUGCUUUUUUUUUAAUUUGAUGAGCUAGACGCAUACUUGUUAAGUUUCGUGAUUUUCUUCUUCAUUCACUUGCAUGCUUUUUUUUAAACUGCCUGUCGUUGGAAGCAUUUCCUGUAUAUGUGAACUUGUUUACAGCUGAACGGCGCAGGACUCAAAGGAGCUCUAGAAUAACCAGAACAAGCACUAAUGUGUUCAUCACAGCCUCUCUGAUUCAGAUCCGGUCUGAAUCACAUCUGAGCCACUCGAUCAACUUCCUGCUAAUCACAUUUCAAUGGCUUGUUUUUGAGCAGAUAUCAUUGCUUUUGUUCUGCUUUUCAUGUUUAAGAAUGUGUCGGAAUUUUAUCAAAUCAGACAACUUGGUAAUUGCUUGAUGUUAAAGUGAGAUUUCAUCCUGAAUCGUACAAAACUUGGACCCCAAAAUCACAAGAAAUAAAUUAUAUUUUGUUUAAAGAAACUGAAGGCAAUGUUUAGAACCAUUAAGAUAUUUUUAAUGUUGUUUUAAUGUAAAUUGAGCACAUUUCUCUUCUAGAAUUUUUAUUUCCAUAGUGCUUCUGGGUAUUUUACUUUUGGGUAUUUUAUUUUUUUCAAAGGUGCUUAUUACAAAAUACAUGUUCAGUUCUCAAAAGUCAUCCAAUUUAAAUCAUAAAAUGUGUUCUGAAUUUAUAUGUCAUAGUAUUUCCUAAGUUAAAGUUUAAUUGUCAUGGAAAUACAAUAGAAAAAAUCUAAAUGGUGCUUAAAAUCGGGUAUCAUUUUCUUUACACAAAAUACUUUUCUCUGAUUUUGGAUUGCGAUUUUAUUUUUUAUUUUUUGAGGAUUCACCUUUGUCGAGGUUAAUGAAUGCUGGUAAGCAGGGGUGUGGUUUUGUUCAAACACUAUGCAGCAUCACAUGAUCUUCAUUGAGUUUUAUCAGUCAGUGUUCUGCGUUGAAUAGCCCUGUUAAGUAGCUGUUCGUGUCAUUUGAGAGGGUUUGGUUUGUAAGCAUGUGAGAUCUGUCAUCGGUUUUGUUGAGUUCUUUUGCAUAUUUGCAUUUGUGGGGUUUAUUAAAUAAAAAGAUGAUCAUGAA